CAGACACGGAGGAGUGCGGUUCGAUUAGCUUGGGUGGAGAUGUCGAAAGUUUUAUUCGCGAUUUGUUUUGCGUUGUGCGGUGCGUCACUGGAAGCAAGCAGCCGUCGCUGGUGGCCAGCCAAGCUGCAGGCUGAUCCUGUCAGCUAUUCCCCAGAGCUGUUGCAGGAUCUGCGCGAGUUCAUUGAUCUCAUACCGAGUAUCACCGUCGAUGAGGUCGUCGCCGAGCAUAUGCUAACCGAUUCGGGAUUCCGCAAAGCGAUCAAAUUUCUGCGCAGUUCCGACUUUAAGCACUUGCAGCAACGCGCCGAGUCGCUGCCUGAGAUAAUUGAGCUUAUAAAUUUCGUGCAUUUGAAUGAUACGGCUAUCAGAUCGCGAAUUGUUAUCAACAAAAGCGUCGAGCAGCAGCUAAGAGCAUAUGCGUACAAGAGCUAUGGCUAUCCAUCGAUAACUGAAAGUGCGGUUGACAAGGAGGAGAACGAAGGGAGUGUGCAUGAAAAUAGUUUGGUGGUAAUACUUGUGCCACUAGAGCAGCAGGAGCCAAAGCGAUCAAUCAACCUCAACAGUUUUGUGAGCUUUGCCCAGGAGCUGUUGACGCACCUGCCGCGCGAUCGGUUUGUGGCUUUAAUCAACGAGAAACGUAAAAGUGGAACAGUCUUUCCCAAAUUCUACGAAGCCAUACGCAGCGAUGCAUUCAAAUCUCUGCUGGACAAGACUAUGAAAUCGCAGAAUGUUCAGAAUCUGAUUAAAACGCUGGCCAGCCAUUACAUCGAUGCUGUGUCUCUGAAGAGCAUUGCACUGGAAGUCAUCUCAUGGGGACCGGAGAUCUGAUUUUAAUUAAAUUA
This is a messenger RNA of Drosophila navojoa, 842 nucleotides long. RefSeq names its product jetboil (gene jtb). The record is from RefSeq and is a predicted model, not a curated record. Lineage: Eukaryota; Metazoa; Arthropoda; Insecta; Diptera; Drosophilidae.